GUGAAGAGAAUCUUGACCAGAGACCUUUGAUUUGAGCAUUAAGAUAGACUCCAGAAGAUACGCAGAGUCCACCAGCACAGAGCAGAGCCUACAGUUACUGGGCAUUUCCCAAGAAUAGCAGAAAAUGACCAAGUCCCAGGGAUCAUUGUCGUUUGAGGAUGUGGCUGUGGACUUCACGCGGGAGGAAUGGCAGCUGCUGGACUCUGCUCAGAAGACUCUGUACAGAAAUGUGAUGUUGGAGAACUUGAGCAGCCUUGUGUCACUAGGGUUUCAACUUAUCAGACCAGAUGUGAUCUUCAGACUGGAGCAGGAGAAGCCAUGGGUAAUCAGUGAAGACAUCCCCAGUGAGAGCUUUUCAGAAUACCGGAAAGUUGAUGAUUACAAAGCAUGGCACCAAGAAAUUCAAGACAGGAUUAAAAAAUUGGAACAAGUCCGUGAAAUGAAUGCAAGUGGAAAAAUAUUUCAGUCUGGCAUGAACCUGGCACCUUUAAAGCAAAAGCCCAGUAAGCGUGUCUCAAAUGGAAAACAUUUGAAAUGCUCGUUAGAUUUAUUUACUCAGACUGGAAACUGUGGAAGAAAGCAAGCUGGUAAGGUCAAUGGAUAUGAGAAAUCCUGUCUCCGUACUGAACAUGAAAAAACUCAUGUUGGAUUAAAAUACUAUGAAUGUAAUGAAUGUGGAAAAGUCAUCAGCAAGAAGUCACGACUCAUUGUCCAUCAGAGAACACACACAGGAGAGAAACCAUUCAAAUGCAGUGGAUGUGGCAAAGCCUUUUCCCAGAAGUCACACCUUGUUACACAUCAGACAGUUCACACGGGAGAAAAACUUUAUGGAUGUGAGUGUGGGAAGGCCUUCUCUAGAAAGUCACACCUCAUCACACAUCAGAGAACUCACACGGGAGAGAAACCGUAUGAAUGCAGCGACUGUGGGAAAGUGUUCUCUCAGACAUCACAGCUCAUCAUUCAUCAGCGAAGUCACACGGGAGAGAAACCCUAUGCGUGUGGUGAAUGUGGGAAAGCCUUCAGCGGGAAAUCACAACUUAUUACUCAUAAGAGAACCCAUAUAGAUGAAAAGCCCAACAAAUGCAGCGAAUGUGGCAAAGCCUUCAGAGAGAAGUCAAGUCUCAAUAAGCAUCAGAGAAUUCAUUCAGGAGAGAAACCCUAUGGAUGCAGUGAGUGUGGGAAAGCCUUCAGUGGGAAGUCACUGCUCAUUAGACAUCAGAAAACUCAUUCAGGAGAAAAGCCCUAUGGAUGCAAUGAGUGUACAAAAGCCUUUAUUUGGAAGUCACAGCUCAUCAUACACCAGCGGACUCACACAGGAGAGAAGCCCUAUGGGUGUGGCGAAUGCGGGAAAGCCUUCUCCCAGAAGUCACACCUCAUCAUACAUCAGAGAACUCAUAGAACAGAAACCCUAGAAACAGAGUGAAUGUGAGAAACUUUGAAGAAAAUAAUCGCACUUCUCUCUACAUCCUAAAACGCAUUUAUAGAAAUUCUCUGAAGGCCGUGAGUAUAGGAAAGUCAUUGGCAGGAAGUUCUACUUCCUUAAACAUCAGAAUGCCAAACGGGAGAGUGGGCCUAUGUGUGCAGUGAACGCAGCAAAGACUGUAGAGAAAAGCACUCAGCAAAUCGUCUGGUCUCGUUGUAAAUCAAAUUAUUCAUAUUGAGGACAAAAAUAAUGAUUUAAAAGAAUAUAGAAAAACUUUGUCAAUAGAAACGUUAAAAAUCAAUUUCCAACUCUGGUAUUCCAUCUUUCAAAGAAAAGAUUAUUCAGUUUUAAAUGAUAAGCAUAUGAAACCUUAAAGAUAUAUACGUAUCUGUAUGUAUAUAUAUGUUAGUAAUGAUGACAGCCAAGUAAAAAGUCUGUCGCUUCAGAGGAAUAUAGGGCUUAUAUUCCUGAAUAUGCCUACAUGUUAUAAAUUUAUAUAUUUUCAUAGCACAUGUGAAAUUAAUCUGUGAACAUGGUGUAUGUCAUGUUUAUGACCCAGCGUCUGUCAAGAGUGCUACACGAUGGGUACGUUUGUUUGUACCAUAACGGUAGAAGAUAAGCUGGACCAAAUGAUGUAAUUUAUUAUUUAACAAACACGCUAAGAUAUAUUGCCAGAUAUUUUUGGCACAUGUAAAUGAGUUUGAGAGCUCUUACCUGCUCUGUCUUCAGUAAUAGAAGCUGGACUUUUUCAAUAAAGUCUUCUGCCUCCUCUGCGUCACCAGUUUAUAUACAGAACUGUUGUUCAUACUAGACAUGCAAAGGCAAGAAUACACAUUAACAUAUAACUGAGUGAGCAACAGAAAAGCCCUGAAUUGCAUCGCUCAUCAUCUAAAUAUAUGAGAAAUGGGGUUCGUAAAAAUAAAAGACCCACAAAGCAUAUCCUCCUAUUAUGUUUUCAGUGGGAUUUCUGUAUAGAUUAGUUGUACAUAGGUUGAAUAUAAUAGAGCCAAGAAACUAUAUUUUAGGUUAAUAUGUUAAGACA
Molecule: messenger RNA, 2465 nt
Organism: Mirounga angustirostris (Northern elephant seal)
Lineage: Eukaryota; Metazoa; Chordata; Mammalia; Carnivora; Phocidae
Product: zinc finger protein 300-like
Exons: 4
Coding region: 125-1423 (432 amino acids)
Biological process (GO): regulation of transcription by RNA polymerase II
Cellular component (GO): nucleus
Molecular function (GO): DNA-binding transcription factor activity, RNA polymerase II-specific; RNA polymerase II cis-regulatory region sequence-specific DNA binding
Source: RefSeq, a predicted model, not a curated record